AUGGAAAAAGAGCCUCCAGUUUCAUCUAUAAAAAAAGAGACGCCUUCGAAGAAAGUAAAAGUGGAAAAGGAAAAAGAGCCUAAAGUGCAGCCAAAGGUUAAGAACGAAAAGGAGGAUGGCGAGGUGUCGUCCAGUGAUGAUUCCAAUGAAAAUACUCGACCACAAAGCAACACCAAGUUGGGCAACUACGAUAUGUUCGAGUCACAGCAGUUGCCACAGGUUGUGGCACAUGCAACACAACCAAUUGAAGUUCCAACUUGGUCAUCGAACUAUAUAAACAGAAAUCAUGUUGAGCCUCGCGAUUCCUUUGAUCGCAGUCUGCAAGAACUGAAGCGGGCCAUGAAAUCGGCGGGAUAUAAGUGCGGUCAUCAGAGGAACAUUAAGUUUGUAAAGUCGAAAACUUCGUUGGAUUUCAAUGACCUGGACACAGAUCCUUACUACACGAAUAAACCGUCUUCGUCGGCUCCACUUGAGAAGACACCUGAAAAGCUUUGCAUUCCUUUUAUGCUGAAUGCCAAUCGCAGAGUCGAAUUCAAAUACGUCUACCCGGAGAGUUCAAGCAGCAGUUCGGAUGACUUUACAUCCACCACGGACUCUUCAAGUUCAUCCUCUUCAUCGCCACCAGCAAAACGUUGCUUUUGCCAACGCUCAAAGUUUAAAAUCUACAAUCGACGUCGCCAGAGACAUUUGCUCAGCAGCAGCAGCAGCUCCUCUGAGAGCGAUAGCAGCAGCUCAAGCACUCACUCCUCUGAGCUCAGUUCACUUUUAGAUAAUGCCAGGCAUGCUUUUAAAAUAAAAAAGCUUAAAUAUCAGCAGCAAAUUCUGCAGGAUCGUUGGCGCAAAAGCAUCAAAAAAGAGCGCGACACGAGUUGGCGCAAAAGCAUCAAAAAAGAGCGCGACACGAAGAAGAAACGUAUUGCAAAAAGCAAAAAACGGCAUUAA
Drosophila nasuta is the source of this 942-nucleotide messenger RNA. RefSeq names its product vitellogenin-2-like. Bases 1 to 942 code for a protein of 313 amino acids. The transcript has a single exon. The record is from RefSeq and is a predicted model, not a curated record. Lineage: Eukaryota; Metazoa; Arthropoda; Insecta; Diptera; Drosophilidae.